AUGCUAGAGUCCACCGCGCUCUUCUCGGCCACUACGAUCCAUCUGGACCGUUUGAUGUGCGCAUUCAAUUGUAUGACGCCAUUUGGGCAGCGGGAUGACGUGUUGAUCACGAUAGACCGCGAUGGCCUAACCUUUAUACGUCAGAAUAACCACGCUGCAGAGAUACAACUGUUCCUUGCCAAAGAGUUAUUCCAGUACUAUAGCAUCCGAGAGGGUUUUGAGGGCGAGAUUCAACUAUGCAUGAAGCUCAACCACCUGCUGGACACAGUCAGCGUAGCCAAUCGCGACAAAGACGAUGUAGUCGAAUGCACAUUAUCUUACGACGGGGAGGGAACGCCAUUUAUGCUGAUUCUUGAGGAUAGCAUGAUCACCGAGCAGGUUGAGUAUGCGACUUACUUGGUCGGCGAAAUGGAUCGCACAGGCCUGGAGCUUGAUCGUGCGCGGCUUGAGUUCGAGUGCAUCUUAAAGGGGGAUGUUCUCUAUAGCGCACUACGAGACCUCAGGGAAAUUGGGUGCAAGGAAUGCUAUCUAUACAUAGUGACGAGUUCACGAGCCCGGCCCAUGUUUGCGCUGGUGUCGCGGGGACAGCUGGGCUUGUCGAAGAUCAUCCUGCCAAGCGAACGUUCGGUGCUGGAAAAGCUGGAGGUAUACGAAAAUGAUUCUACCACGCUCAUACAUGAUGCACCAGUAAUUGGGCUGUUUGACUUUGCCGCGUUAGACAAGCUUCGGCCAAGCACUAAGAUUGCAAGCAAGGUGCUCAUCAGAAAGGAUGUGCAUGGGCUGCUGGCUGUCAACAUAUUGAGCGAUACAAAUGCUAUCCUCGUACCUGAAAAGCGGGAGUUGAUACGCGCCAGCCGAAGCGUCAGCGCAGAGUACCCGACCGUUGUAAUUGAAGUGUUUCUCCUCGAGAAGGCGAGCGUGGGCGACAUCGAUGUGCGCGAUGUUCACCAGCUGAUGCUUACGUCUCCGGCACACCGCCGUUCUGGCUUCGCGGAUUCUGGGUCGCGCAUUGUAUCUGUCACGCCAACAGCUACAUCCGCAGCACAUACAGGCGCGGGCAGCCUGCUUGGCCUGGCGCCGCCAUCCGCAUUCCCCGCAGAAGAAACGCAGGACCCAGACGAGUCCUACCACCCUGCCCCAUCGAACACGGACAUCCCCCUCUUCCUCUGA
Eremothecium gossypii ATCC 10895 is the source of this 1170-nucleotide messenger RNA. It is a transcript of the gene RAD17, whose product is annotated as Rad17p. Gene Ontology annotation, molecular function: damaged DNA binding; double-stranded DNA binding. The record is from RefSeq and is marked provisional. The transcript has a single exon. Gene Ontology annotation, biological process: reciprocal meiotic recombination; DNA damage checkpoint signaling; double-strand break repair. NCBI's taxonomy places the organism in Eukaryota, Fungi, Ascomycota, Saccharomycetes, Saccharomycetales, Saccharomycetaceae. The coding region runs from base 1 to 1170 and encodes 389 amino acids. Gene Ontology annotation, cellular component: checkpoint clamp complex.